Molecule: messenger RNA, 1512 nt
Organism: Cyclopterus lumpus (lumpfish)
Lineage: Eukaryota; Metazoa; Chordata; Actinopteri; Perciformes; Cyclopteridae
Product: solute carrier family 2, facilitated glucose transporter member 11-like
Exons: 12
Coding region: 1-1512 (503 amino acids)
Biological process (GO): monosaccharide transmembrane transport
Cellular component (GO): membrane
Molecular function (GO): hexose transmembrane transporter activity
Source: RefSeq, a predicted model, not a curated record
AUGUCGUCUACAGGUGCACAGAAGAGCGGUUCUUUGACAUUGGUGCUAAUGGUUGCUUCUGCAGCCUUUGGAGGAACUCUUCAAUAUGGCUACAACCUCGCAAUAAUGAAUGCUCCCACAACUUUUAUUCAGACCUUUGUCAAUGAGACAUUCUUGGAGCGGUGGAACAUCCAGUUGGAGGACUACCAGGUGACUCUGGUCUGGACAAUUAUUGUCUCCAUCUUCUCGCUUGGGGGCUUUGCAGGGGCUCUGAUUGCAGGACCAAUGACCAUACGCUUCGGGAGGAAGAAAUGCCUGUUGUUGAACAAUAUUUUCCUCAUGACUGGAGCACUCUUAGCUGUGACAAGCAGAGCUGCCAAGUCGUUCGAGAUGAUCCUCAUCGCACGUGUCUUGGUGGGGAUUAAUGCCGGGAUCAGCAUGAAUGUGCAACCCAUGUAUUUUGGAGAAUGUGCACCAAAGCACUUACGAGGGGCUAUCUCCUUGUCAUCAGCUGUUUUCACAGCAUUUGGUGUUGUGUUAGGACAGGUGGUCGGACUCAGAGAGAUUCUGGGCAGUGAGCCGUGUUGGCAGUAUCUUCUUGCCAGUAACGCCAUUCCUGGCCUCGUCCAGCUCCUUACCCUGCCCUGGUUCCCUGAGAGCCCCAGAUACCUGCUCAUCGACAGGGGGGACAAGGAGGCUUGUAUUAAUGCUUUGAGACGGCUGCGAGGCUGUGAGGUCCAGAGCAGCGAGCUGGAUGAGAUCCUGCAGGAACAGACUGAAACCAAAGGCAUGAGGGCCCGCCAACCCUGGGAGCUUUUUACUGAUCGCUCAGUGCGCUGGCAGCUCAUCUCUGUCAUGAUCAUCAGCAGUGCCAUGCAACUUUGUGGUAAUGACUCGAUUUACUUCUAUGCGUCAUACAUAUUCAAAGAGGCCGGAGUAUCUGAUGAUAAAAUCCAAUAUAUCACAAUUGGCACUGGUACUUGUGAAUUUGCAGCAUGUAUAUUAUGUAACCUGCUGGUGGAGCGCAAAGGUCGGAGGUUCAUGCUGAUGGGAGGGUACAUCCUCAUGACCGUCUGGGCAGUUGUCUUCACAAUUGCUCUGUUGUUGGAGCACAAUAUAUCCUGGAUGCCAUACAUAAGCAUGACUUGCAUCUUCACCUACAUUCUCAGCUUUGGCUUAGGACCAGCUGGAGUGACUUGCAUUCUGCCCACAGAGAUCUUCAAUCAGACUGCUCGGCCAGCAGCCUACACGAUCGCUGGCUCCAUGAUGUGGCUCAACCUUUUCAUCAUUGGGAUGAUCUUUCCAUUUCUAGUGAGCGAGUUGAGUGAGUACUGCUUUGUGCCUUUCGGAGUGGUCUGCCUGCUGUCUGCGUUGUUUGUCGGCCUGGUUCUGCCUGAGACCAAAGGGAAGUCUCUGUCUGCCAUCACAAGUGAAUUCAACAAGCUCAACUUCAAAAGCCAGGAUGAAAAGUGUGCGUCACAAGCUAAAAAACAGUAUCAGCUGGGUGAAGUGAGUCUUUCUACGGCCUUGUAG